Messenger RNA from Lachancea meyersii CBS 8951, 2445 nucleotides. The record is from the annotation of a GenBank genome assembly. Lineage: Eukaryota; Fungi; Ascomycota; Saccharomycetes; Saccharomycetales; Saccharomycetaceae.
AUGCUCGCAGUGAGGCUUCUUCUGUCAUUAUUGGUGUUCUACAACACUGCUUCCGCGCUGAGCACGACUACAAUCGCCACGACCUUUAUUACCACGUCAUAUUUAUGCGCACAAUGCUCUACAGAAAGCUCUUUAUCCAGCAGUGCUGGUGUAAGUACAACGUCUAGUGCCGCCUCCGGCGGUUCUAGCUCAAUUACCAAUUCUGUGCCAACAAGCACUAUUGAAACCACCACUGUUUCUACUUCUUUCGGGUGUCCCACUUGCAACACCAGUGUUCGUACAUUUUCAGUGCCUGAUAGCACAACACCAUCGAGCUCCACCUCUAGAACUUCUUUUUCACCUACCUCUACGACCGAAACCGAGACGUCUUGCCCUGGUCCAUGCACCUUGUCGAGCUCUAGUGUGCCAGCUUUGUCAUCGAGCUCCAGUAUGUCAACAUCGUCAUCAAGUUCGAGCGUGUCAACUUCGUCAUUGAGCUCCAGUGCGUCAACUUCGUCAUCAAGCUCCAGUGUUUCGACUUCAUCAUCAAGCUCCUCGUCAUCAAGCUCUAGUGUCUCGACCUCUUCAUUAAGCUCCAGCGUAUUGACCUCUUCAUCAAGCUCUCGUGUGUUGAUCUCCUCAUCAAGCUCUCGUGUGUUGACCACAUCAUCGAGCUCACUAGCGGCGAGCUCUGAAGCUAGCUCCACCGUGUCGACAUUUUCACCAUUUACGACGACUGAAACCGAGACGUCUUGUCCCGGUCCAUGUACCCCGUCAAGCUCUACAUCUAGCACUGUGUCAAAAUCGAGCACCGUGACUAGUUCUAGCAGUACUUUGAGCAGUACUUUGACUACUUCUUCGAGCAGUGCUUUGAGCACUUCUUCGAGCAGUACUUUGAGCAGCACUUUGAGCACUUCUUCGAGCAGCACUUUGAGCAGCACUUUGAGCAGCACUUUGAGCAGCGUCAUUCCCAGUAGCAGCACCACAAGGCCUCUGACGUCGAGCAUUACUACUCCAGCGCCUAGUACCUCAAGGUCUAGUAUCCCAACAUCCAGCACGUCUGAAUCAAGCAUUCCAAGCACCAAUUUGAGCCUCAGUACUACAAGGUCAGGAUCUAGCACUGAAAGUUCGGUCGCAAGCUCUAGUGCCACGAGCUCGAGUACGAGCCCAAGCAGCACUUCGACCCCAGCGUCCAGUUCAAGCACUACAAACUCAAAACCAAGCUCUAGCAGUACAGUUUCAAUUUCUAGCUCCAGUGCUACGAGCUCCACGCCAAGCUCCAGUGCCACAAUUUCAACGUCUAGCUUGAGCACUGCAAUUUCAACUUCUAGCUCCAGUACUGUGACUACAACUUCUAGCUCCGGUAGUGUGACUACAACAUCUAGCUCCAGUAUAACGAGCCCAGAUUCAAGCUCAAGCAGUGCGACUUCAACGUCUAGCUCCAGCAGUGCAGUUUCAACGCCAAGCUCAAGCACUGCAAGCCUAGCAUCAAGCUCCAGCACGACAAGCACGACAAGCACGACAAGCACGACAAGCACGACAAGCACGACAAGCACGACAAGCACGACAAGCACGACAAGCACGACAAGCACGACAAGCACGACAAGCACGACAAGCACGACAAGCACGACAAGCACGACAAGCUCAACUCCAAGCUCAACUCCAAGCUCAACUCCAAGCUCAACUCCAAGCUCAACUCCAAGCUCAAGUACCACAAGUCCAGCGUCAAGCUCAAGCAGCACUACAACCCUAGCUUCCACCUUCAGCACCACUAGUCCAGGGUCAAACUCUAGCACUACAAGCCUAACCACCACGAGCCCAGCUUCAAGUUCAAGCAGUGCAAUUUCGAGUUUCAGCUCUAGCACAACGAGCUUGACGCCAAGCUCAACUCCACGCUCAGGUAGUGUGGUUUCAUCGUCAAGCUCCGGCAGUACAACUUCGAGCUCUAGCACAAGCACAACAAGCUCAACUCUAAGCUCUAGCAGUGCAGUUUCAAUGUCAAGCUCUAGCAGUGCAGUUUCAACUUUCAGUCCCAGCCCUACAGCCCCAACGCCGGACUCAAGCACAAUUCCACUUUCCACCACUCAAAAUUCCUCUGAAUCAAGCACCACAACCCCCGGCUCAAGUCCAGGCUCAAUGCCCGCUACCAGCAGUCCCCUUAUCGAGGCCAGAUCUACCACUUCAAGCUUCACUAUUACAAGCUUUGCUACGAUCCCAACUACUCCCAACUCUGCAAGCAUUUCCAGUAGCUCAAGCUGCAAUUGUUCAGAUUCCUCGACCUCGAUUCUCAGCUCAACAACUACACUACAAACUCCUGCCACCACCUCUCUCACAUCCUUUUCCAUCAUCACGGUUGCUCCAAAGGCCUUCACGACCUCGUCUUCCCUUCCCACGGUGCUAUAUUCUGGAGCUGCCCACGGUGUCAGCGUACCCGCUAUUUUUAGACUGGUGGUGCUAUUACUAUGA